Messenger RNA from Labrus mixtus (cuckoo wrasse), 6626 nucleotides. RefSeq lists its product as uncharacterized. The transcript has 8 exons. The record is from RefSeq and is a predicted model, not a curated record. Gene Ontology annotation, molecular function: RNA polymerase II cis-regulatory region sequence-specific DNA binding; DNA-binding transcription factor activity, RNA polymerase II-specific. Gene Ontology annotation, biological process: regulation of transcription by RNA polymerase II. NCBI's taxonomy places the organism in Eukaryota, Metazoa, Chordata, Actinopteri, Labriformes, Labridae. Bases 642 to 4013 code for a protein of 1123 amino acids. Gene Ontology annotation, cellular component: nucleus.
UCUUUUUCUUCUUCGUCUACGUUUAUGGCGGAUAGCAAACCAAUGAUUAAAUGCAAAUAUCGCCACCUACUGUCCCGGUGUGUGUAAGUGCAGGGCCUCAUGUUCUUCUUCUGGUUCCAUAAGAUUGUCCUUUCUCCCGACCUGUAUUUUAAAUCUCGGAAGUGCGGUUGUUUACUAUAGGAAAUGCGAUGGCUCAUCUGAAACCAGUUUUUGAAGUUACAGCUUAGCGGCUGAAGAAAGGUUUGAUACUAAAUCAAUAUUGAACUCAACAUAUCCUGUAAGCAUGUUAAACGGUAAUUUAAUGUUUGAAUAACUACUUAUCACGUGGUGGGGAUGUGUAACGUCAACACCAGAUACAAAACUGGUGUACCAAGCUAGUAAGCUAACGUCGACAAUGGAGCCCACUGUACCGUGUUAUUAAUAAUGCGAUGGAAGUAACCAAUCGGUAAAUGUGGGGCAGCCAAUUUACAUCCACAUCUGUUUAAAGUCAUAAACCCUUCACCACUAACUGGAUCAAUAUUAGCUGUGACGGACAAAUGCCACUCUUGUGAAGUGCACGUCGAGUGGUACCCCCUCCUCAGUGUCCUCAGUUUACUGAAAGAAACACAAACUCGCCUGACUUUUCACACACUUUUGGCACAAUGGCCGAGACUAUAGCUACGUUUCAGUCCCAACUUUCGGGGGUCAUGGAAACAGUCUUCAAAGCUGCCAUGUAUGAGAUCACCCGGCUGGUGGAGGACAGUUUUCUGGAAGAGGUGACCCGGUGCAGGGACCAGGUGGAGACCCUGAAGAGGAGACUGAAGUGGUCGGAGAGUCGACGUAAGGAAAGGGAGGGAGACAUGAAGGCGAGAUGUAGUGACUGUGGUAGAGCUGGGGCUUCUCAUGAGGAAGAACCAAGAGCGACAGAAAAGUGUCUUAAACAGGAGAGUGUGCUGCAAGAGGAGACAAAUGGCUCCACAGGCAAUGAUGGUGAGAUACCUUAUCAUGAAGCAGAAGAGGCACACGAUGCAAUGAAGACUAAACAGUCUCCAGAUGAAAAGCUUGAUAUACUGCUCAAGGAGGAAACUCUUCCAAUCUCACCAGAAACUAAUGAGUCACAGGAGAAAUGGGGAGUCAAUGUGGAGGAGGCAUCAGGUCAGCCGGGGCCCAGUAAGCGUUUCAGUGACCAGAAGAUCCCAAAGUGCCAUGACAACUGGGAUGCUGGCUUUGAUCAGAGGCCAGAAUCAGGCCAAGACGGACACUCAGGUGACCCAUGUCAAUCUGUUUUUCAGAGCAGGUAUGGAAUGGAAGACUUGGGUGGUUUUGACAAGACUGGCUAUGGAGGCACGGAUAUGAUCGAUAUGGGUAACCUGGAGGGGUUACAUGGAUCACCAUCCCAACUGGGUGACGAUAUGGGUUACAUUGGGAACUAUGAGGGGUGUGUGGAAGCACCAGAAGCAGCUGAGAAUCAAGUUUACCAAGCAGGCGCUCCUCGGAGCAGAAGGGGCCUGGUUGGUCCCUCUGCAGUUUCACCCUCGAGGACUAACAAUGAAGUGAGUGGAGAGUUCAGUUGUCUGUUGAUCAAUGAAGAAGGGUAUCUACAGGACCCAAGCAUCUUGUACCCUGAGCAGGUGUCUGGUGAUCCAGGUGGAAGGUUGAGCCUCCGGGGCCAUGGUAUUAGCGUUAAUCCGUCCAUAGACAGCACAGAAGAUAUGUACGGGCCCUCAGGUGGCUACAGUGAUACCUUUGUCCUGGCGGAGAGAUUGCAACAUCAGCAGGGAGGCAGAAGAGGCAAGAGACUCACCUGUAAUCAAUGCUUAAUGUCCUUCCCUGAUUUGUCCUCAUUAAAAACCCACAAGCAGUCACACAAGAGCACCGGACAAGUAGCACCAUACUCCUGCACACAGUGCGGUAAGACCUUCACCCAAGCCUGUAACCUCAAAGUCCACCAGAGGAUUCACUCAGGGCAGGGUCUCCACCUCUGCAGCCACUGCGGGAAAGGUUUCCCUUCUUUCUCUGACCUGAAGACACACAAGUGUGGCCAGACGGGUGAGAAACCGUACUGCUGCAACGUGUGUGGGAACAAGUUCAGUCGGCUCUGGAAUCUAAAGUUGCACAGGAGAAUUCACACGCAGGAGAAACCUCAUCGGUGCACCAUGUGCGAUAAGAGCUUCACACGGGCUGACAUAUUAAAGGUUCACCAGCGGACCCACACUGGAGAACGACCGUACUGCUGUGCUGUCUGUGGCCUCAGCUUUAAACGCCUGGAUCAUCUGAAGUCCCAUCAACGCAAACACAUGACCGAUCUACUGACUGUCAUCAUGUCGGAGCUGGACACCCUCAUUGCUACCUUCCAGACCCAGCUCUCGGAUGUGAUGGAGACUGUGGUGAAGACAACCAUGUUUGAGGUGACACGGUUGGUGGAGGACGGCUUCUUGGAGGAGGUGAAGCGCAGGAACCAGGAGGUGGAGACCCUGAGGCUGCAGCUACGAUGGUUUGAGAGGAAAGUGAGAAAAGAAGGAAGCAAGAAGGGGCAGUGUGCCAGUGAUGGUGUGGAAGUGUCCUGUGAGACCGCAGCAGAGCAACGGGAUGUUGUUAGCAUUGGAUGUGGUGUGAAGACAGAGGCUGACUCUGUGGAAAGGUGGAAGAGAAGACACAGACAGGAAGUCAUACCAGCGGCUACACAGGCAGCAGAACAUCUUCUGGCCUCUCACAUCAUAGAAUCACAGACAACAGAAGUGGAAGAUGUGCUGCCCGUGGUGGAUGUGAAGGAAGAGGACGUAAAUAAUCCAUCUUGUUCUGUGGAUUUAGGAAGGUGGAGUGGCGCCAUUGAAGGUAAAGUUGUGCCUGAAUCCAGCAACUUCAGUGAGACGACGGAGGCACCGCAAAGACAGACUUCAGAGAAAAGUGAGGACUUAUUGAGGAAUGCCAUUAAGAAUGAUCUGCAGGUGUCGACUGCUUAUGAUGCUCCUGAAGAACAGGAGGAAACAGGCAUAGCUCUUGAUUCAUCUGAAGAGGUGGACAGUGGUUGGGCUGGUCUCACUGUCACAACUGCUGAAUUGAUGCAGAAACAAAAACAUGCAGCAGAGAAAGACUGUAAUCCAGCCAAAACUACAGGAGCUUCAACAGAAGUAGAACAUGAGCUAUCUGACUCAGUCGCAGCAGAUGUUAAUGUUCUCAUUGCUGCGGGUGGAGAUCAGAUUUUAUCCUUGGCAUCCCCUAAGGCAGGACUGCAAAACAGCGAUGUGUUAGGUGUGAGUAUCAAGCAGGAGGUGACUUUCGGUUUUGAUGAGUGUGUGGAAAGUGAGUUAAAGGAAAAGACAGUAGCAUCAUUCUCAUCUCAUAUCAGUCAGACUCACAGGGCGAGUCCUGUAGCAGCCAAGCUUAACCGCAUAUCUCAUAAAGCCAGAGUGCAGGAAAUCAUGAAGCUCCAUUCCAAAGUGGGUACAGGUCUUAGACUGCAAACUGCGAUACAGCAACUCAAUCGACCAAUGAAAAAGCCCCAUCACGCACUCUCUAACAGCACCACCACAGCACCGUCUGUAGUUCACUCUCAGGUUGUAAACUUUAAAUCAAUCAACAGAAUGCCCUCCACAUCUAAAGCUGCUCCUCCUGCCCCACUCUCAGUCCAACGCGUCCACCUGGGCGAUAAACAAGCGAUGGCACAGAACAGAAGUGCUGCCUCAUGGGCUGGCGUCAAAUCUCAACAUCAGUCCUCAAACGCUCAUUACAACAACGCCUCACUCCACCCUGACUCGCACCCUGUUGUUGGCUCCAGGCAGCUCCAGCGCUGUGGCCAGUGUGGGAAAUGCUUUCCGCACCCCAGCAACCUGAAGGCCCACUUGCAGACUCACACAGGUGAGCGGCCUUUCUGCUGCUCCCUCUGUGGUCGCAGCUUCACCAAGCUGAGCAACCUCAAGGCCCACCGCCGGGUCCACACAGGAGAGAGACCAUACUGCUGCCUGGCCUGCGGCAAACGCUUCACCCAGAAAUGUAACCUAAAACGCCAUCAAAGGGUUCAUCUGGAUGUAUGAUUAUAGGCAGCCAGUAAGAAAUCAACAAACUACUGGGCUUGAUUUUCAAGAUGAUACAGAGUUUGAUUUUUUAUACAACCGUUGUGCUACAUUACAAGAAGUCUUUGUGUAGGGUUAGUGUGAAGUAACUGUCCAAUUCUUCUGUGCAUUCCAGAAAGGUUUAUUUAGAAAUAUGCAAAGAUGUUGCAGUUUAGAUAAUGGAUGAAUGGAUGGAUGAAUGUAUUGGGCCUCAUUCACCAAAAUGUUCUUGAGAAUUUUCGUAAGAUUUUUCUUAAGAAGAUUUCAACACGUCAGAUUCACCAACGUGUUCUUAAAUGACUGAAUAGUUCGCAGCUAUGCUAUUAUCUCCUUGUGUUCUUAAGUUGAAAGGGCGUGCUUGUUGUUCCCAAUUAGCAUAGGUAACUGCCCACUAAUGCCCUUAAAAGGGCAUGAGUGCAAGUCAUUGCCGACACACAGAAACACAUGAUAGUAGCAAAACAAUAAGGUUGUGGAGAUGUCUAUCGGAGGGCUGAAGAUGACGCUGGCAGAGCACAGGACUCCUAAUGGAGAAGAAACGAUCAGUUGUGAAGUGGAGGUACGACUGCAGGAGGUCAGCAGUAAACAAACUGUUCAGCAGUGUGAGUCAUGGUUACUAGUGUUGUAGUCAAGAACACACUAACAGACCUAGACAUAUAUACCAGAGACUGGAAGGCUCAGAGACAGAGACAAUACCAAGACCAUACAUAUCAAUGAAAAAUGAUCAACUUGUCACUCACUUAGUCCUGAACACUGGAAAGGUUGCGGCCAUAACCGGGAGAAAAAAUUGAACUACAAAUGAAUUGACGUUAUUUGUUCUUUGAAAAAGAGGCGUUGUCCUUGGAAUCAUAGUGAUGAUGUGGAAAAUAGCCAAUCAGUGGUGGUCUUGACCGGUGCCCACUCUGAGACCAAGACCUUCGAAAAGUGGUCGCGAGAGCGGUCUGGAGACCAAGACCCAUUUCGAGUACUACAAAUAUAGUGGUUACACAGGAACACAUAAAAACAGACUUAUGGGAUGAACUGAACAUAAUUAAUGUGAAUUAAAGUGUCAUGUAUGUUUUCUAUUUUAAAGGAACACUCAGAUUUUAAUGAUAAUAACAAAGAUUAAAUAUUUCAUUAAUUGUGAAACAAAAUAUUGUAAUGUAACCCUAUGAUAUUAUAAAAAUGUGAAUUUAAAUUAAAUGCAAUAACAAGUAAUUUUACUUGAGCCAGUCAGCACUUAAAUGUGUGUGAGAGUUCUCUUGAGUGUUCGUAACCUCAGAACAAAUCCCACAGAAAACAUUUGGUGAAUCCAAGAAUCUUCUUCAAAAAGUUCCUAAGUAGGAUUUAAGAAGAGUUUAGUUCUUAAGAAUGGUUGGUGAAUGAGGCCUAGUGUUAUUAAAGGAUGAUAAUCAGUGUGUUAUGAAAUGUAUUCUGCACACAGAAGUGUUAGUUGUGACUUUUGGUCAAUAAAAAGUUAUUUAUUCUGUAAUUACUCACAUUUUAUUAUAUUAAUAAAACACUAUUCCAUAAACACAGUGGACAUACUACAUGACUGAAGAUCACAGCCUAUACUGCUCUGCUGUGAGAGAAACAGAACAUAAUCAUUUACAGAAAAAGUCCUCUAGAGGUGUCUUUAGAAGAGUUUAUCAAUGCAGUAAUGAAACUUUUAAGAUAUUUUCAUUUGAAGUCAUGGAAAGUCACUGCAGGCAUUAUUUCAGGUCAUAGUUUUAAAUAUGAUGCGUUAUUUAAAGAGGACAUAUUAUGAAAAAUCCACUUUUACAAUGUUUUUGAACAUAUAUUUGGGUAACCUGAGCGUAUACCAACCCACAAAAUGUGAAAUAAACCCAUCCAAUCCUUUGCUUGUGGUCUGCAUAAGUUUUACAACACAGAGAAAAAUGCCCCGUUUCAAAUGUGCUCUCCUUGUGAUGUCACAGUGGGAUUCUGGUAAAAAGAAAUGCCCUCCCCUCCCCUGGUAUCUCCACCCAUGGACUCCACCCCCAGCGUAGAUCAAAACUGUUGUGCAGGUCUGCCAUUUUUAUUCUCGCUAGCGAAGGAGUGAUGUCUUCUGGGAAAACUCAGGGGGGGCUCAUUGCAUUUAAAGAGAUACACACACCAAAACGGAGCAUUCUGAGAGAGCUGGUUUAUACAGGGUCCCAAACUUCCUCAGUCCGCACAGACCACGGGACUGUUUUAAAAGGUGCAAAAGGGGGAUUUCCAUAUUUCACCCUGUUAGUGUAUGUAUGUCUUAUUAUUCAUUUUUAUUUUACAAGUUCUUUGUUAUUAGAAAAUUAUGACUUAAAAUACUGGACCUUAUUAAACUAAAACUCCAUGUUUUUUUUGUUUUUUUUAUGUUUGUUUGUUUGUAUGUUUAAAAUAACGUAUUACAUGUUGGAUUAACACUUGUUCCUCAUGGUUUCUUAUCUAUUUUCCCCCAAGCUCCUCCAGUAACUCCUCACUGUGAAUAUUAAAAUACCUUAGAUGACCACUAGGUGUCACCCUAUCAUCUAAGUGUAUAAUCAUCAGAACGGCAACUUUUCUGAUGACUUCAAGUCCACCGUUUCUUGUGGAUAACGUCAUAAUUAAAUAGUGGAGUACUCUUGAAAAAAUACACUUUCA